GUUCAGAUUGAUCAACUCUUAUCAACAAUCAUCUGUACGAGAACAUAGAAAAAAUAUAUUCACACUCCAAGAUGUGCCGAACUGAAAAUCUUUUCGAUGCAGAAAAUGCUCGUAGAGACUCGGAUGUUCAUCCUCAAAUAAACCAUUCGACACCCAAAAAGAAAGCAGUUGAAAUGGAUGAAGCCAUUUCGAAAACCAAAUUUGGAGUCUUCAACUAUUUCGUCAUUUGCGUAACCGGCCUCGUUUUGUAUACAGUUAUAGCCGAAACAUGUGCCAUUUGUUAUGUACUCCCAAUUUUGGAUUGUGACAUGACUGAUGUGACCACUGCUCAAAAAGGAGUUUUGGCUGGUGUUGCAUUUGUUGGUGUCAUUUGUUCGUCGCAUUUAUGGGGUUUUUUGGCGGAUACUAAAGGCCGUCGCUGCGUUAUUCAACCCACUCUUUUCGUAACGUUCCUAUUGUCCGUCACCUCUUCAUUCAUUCAGAACUUCUAUCUUUUUGUCGCACUGCGAUUCCUCAGUGGAUUCUUUGUGUCUGCCUCGAGUGGUAAUAUGUUCGCAUAUUUAGGCGAAUUUCAUAACAACAAGCAGAGGAGCCGUGCGAUAAUGAGUGCAACCGUAAUAUAUAGUGCUUUGUGUGUAAUUCAGCCAAUAGCCGCAUGGGCUGUAAUAAAUCAGGAAUGGCAAUUCGAAGUUCCGUUCAUUGGUUUGACAUACAAACCGUGGCGUUUAUUUAUCAUUGUCUAUGCAUUGCCUGGGCUGUUUUCGGCAUUAGCCCUACUAUUUCUGCCAGAGUCACCAAAAUUCGUGCUUGGUCAAGGACAUAAAGUGGCAGCUUAUCAAAUUUUGCAGAAAAUGAACCGAUGGAAUAAUGGGAAAAAGGAACCUCUAGAAGAAUUCGAAAUUCACGAAGAAUCCGAAACUGUUGCAAACAGACAACGCAUUUUAGCGAAAAAAGAUAGUCGGUUCCCAUUACUAAAAACGGUUUGGCAUCAAACCGCUCCACUGUUCAAAGCACCGUAUUUGAAGUCAAUGGUGUUGAUUUGUACAAUUCAAUUCGGUAUCGUUUUGACGUGUCAAGGCUUUGCAAUGUUCUUUGCUGAGAUCAUAAAUAAAAUGUCGGAUAAUUUAGACAGUUUCUACGAUCAGAGAAUGAUGAUGUGUGAUAUACUUGGUAGGAAGUCAGUUAAUAUCAGUGUAAUGAACGAGAUAAAUGAUGAGAUUUGUGUCGAUAAACUAGAUCUGUCGACGCUGGGAAUCGGUCUUGCUAUCGAAGUCAUAUUUGCACUAAGCAGUGCUCUGGCUGGUUUGUUGAUUAAUAAAGUCGGGAACUUUGCAAUUAUAUUUUUCGUUUUAUUGACGUGCGGGCUAAGUGGUAUAGGAUGCAUGCUCACCGAUAUUCCAGCCUUGCAAGUUGCUUUAUAUCUUUAUUUUGUGUCGUGCGGUGUGGCAACAAACGUUCUAAGCUCGGCAACGGUUGAAUUGUAUCCAACAACAUUAAGAGCAAUGGCCAUGUCCAUUUCUCUUAUGUUUGCACGUUUGGGAGGUGUUACCGGCGCAAAUGCAGCUGCACUUCUCUUGGAUGAUUACUGCGAAAUUUCGUUUUAUUUGCCGGGAUCAAUUCUAAUUGCGAUGGGCUUAUUGGCAUUUUUCAUCCCGAAUAUUCACAAGAAAAAGCAUUCUGACGAAGAGCAUACUAAAGUCGAUGCUCGUCUGAGCAUACUCUCUUUCAGAGGAUCUGUGAAAAACUUCUAAGAAGAAUGAUCAAUUGAUUAUCCAUUAAUCAUAUUUUACUCUAACACUCCGAUGAACAUGACAGUGACACAAAACAAACAAAGCGAUUUGAACUGGCUGCAACUCUAAUUUUUCAU
Sitodiplosis mosellana (orange wheat blossom midge) is the source of this 1867-nucleotide messenger RNA. RefSeq names its product synaptic vesicle glycoprotein 2B-like. Gene Ontology annotation, cellular component: membrane. Lineage: Eukaryota; Metazoa; Arthropoda; Insecta; Diptera; Cecidomyiidae. The transcript has 9 exons. Gene Ontology annotation, biological process: transmembrane transport. Gene Ontology annotation, molecular function: transmembrane transporter activity. The coding region runs from base 72 to 1751 and encodes 559 amino acids. The record is from RefSeq and is a predicted model, not a curated record.